Molecule: messenger RNA, 2119 nt
Organism: Linum tenue
Lineage: Eukaryota; Viridiplantae; Streptophyta; Magnoliopsida; Malpighiales; Linaceae
Source: the annotation of a GenBank genome assembly
CACAUUUAGUCACUCUCCCGUUAGUUUCCGUCCAACUACGUUAAUGGAGUUGGACGGAGGCUAACAGAAAGUGACUAAAUGUUACAUGUUUCAGUAAUUCGAGCAACUUAUUAUCGUCCUUCCCAACUUAGCGGCUGAGGUUCUUCUUCCAAGUUGCUCGCCAACAAUUUUCAGAGGUCAAGGGUUUAGAUCUCUAAUUCAGCUCGCAGUUCAUGAAAACCACCGGAGAAGGGAAACGGAAACCGGAAAUGGUGAUUGCUCCUCCUGCAUGUUUCCGACGCAACCAUCGUCCGGUCUGGCUUCUGCUCCCUCUUCGCCGCCGCAGCUCGCAACCUCCGCCGCCGCCUCGUCGUUGUCGCCCUUGAUUUGCGCGUCCUCGACUUGUUCGAACCGGAGCUUCAACAGCUAGCUCUCGACCUCCGCCAGUUGAUCUCUUCUUUAUUUUUCCGGGAAGAGAAGCUAGGUGGUGUUCAUUUCAUGGGUUCCUGCAUUAGUUCCGGAAUCAAAGCUGAAAGCCCCUCCUCUAAUGGGGAGGGGAAAGAGUUUAGCGUAUCCAACAGCAAGCUGUCAUCAUCAGCCGAGACCGUGCCCACUACUCAUAGACCAGAAGGUGAGAUCGUGCAAGCCACAAACUUGAAGAGCUUUACCUUCAGUGAUAUCGAGGCAGUCACUGGAAACUUCCGCCGCGACUGUGUACUAGGUGAAGGCAGGUUUGGGUAUGUCUUCAAAGGAUGGGUCGACGAGAAUUCACUCACUGCUGUAAGGCCUGGAACUGGGAUGGCUAUUGCCAUCAAGGAGCUUAACGAAGAGAGCUAUCAGGGAGACCAGGAAUUGCUGGCUGAAAUCAAAUAUCUGGGGCAGCUGUUCCAUCCAAACCUGGUGAAAUUGAUUGCUUACUGCUUCGAGGAUGAACACCAUCUUUUGGUCCAUGAGUUCAUGCCUAUGGGCAGCUUGGAAAAUCAUCUCUUCGGAAGUGAGUUAUUACAAAACUUUUCCUUGUGCUAAUUUCCAAAUGAUAAAGGAAAAAUCUCAAUAACUCGAGUCAUUGGGAAACCCAUUGGUUUGGAUAUUUUAUCAGUUGCUUAUAGUAGGAACAAUGGUGUCUGAAGCAUUAUUGUUGUUGUCACAGCGGAUUUUGAUUUCCAACCUUUGUCUUGGAAGCUACGUAUGAAGAUUGCAUUAGAUGCCGCGAAAGGUCUAGCAUUCCUUCACAGCGAUAAGGCCAAAAUGAUAUUCGGAGACUUCAACACUUCCAAUAUCCUUCUAGAUUCGAGAUACAACGCCAAGCUGUCGGAUUUUGGGUUAACCAUGAAUCCUAUAGAGAGUAUGAACCCCUAUGACACAAAAUUCGCAGUUCCAUAUGAUGGUGGAGCUCCUGAGUACAUAGCGACAGGGUUUCGGACAUCGAAGAGCGAUGUGUAUAGAUUUGGGGUAGUCCUGCUAGAGAUAAUUUCGGGCAGGAGAGAAUUUGACAGGGAAAGGCCAUGGAAGGAGAAGUACCUUGUGAAAUGGGCGAUGCCUUACUUGAGUAACAAGGCGGAGAUCUUCCAAGUGAUGGAUGCAAGGAUUGAAGGGCAGUACAGCGUCAGCUGCACAAUGAAAGUGGCAGGCCUAGCACUGUUAUGUCUGUCAGCAAAACCCAAGUGUAGGCCAAACAUGGAAGAAGUGGUGAGAAGUUUGGAGCAGAUUUAUGACGGGUGCAAUAGUAGCAGUAGUAAUGAGGGUGAGUUAUCAGGAGGAUCAAGAUCGAAAGAAGCUCAUGUUGUGGGUAAUUGAAGGGCUCCUCCCUCUUGUCCCAAACUUCUGCAUCUGCUGUAUUACCUUGAUAGAUGCAUGCCAACAGCGAUUGGUUGUAUUGUGUGCUCGAGUUUGGUCCGAGGGUGAAUUGCCAUAUGUCCAUUUUGCUUUGGAGUUUUGAAGUUUGUGCUUUACAAGGUUGAAGCAGGAUACAUUAUGGUACAGCCGUUUACCCCUCAUACUUUUUCUCCCCACUAUCAACUCGGUCUGGCCUGUUCUUGUUUCGACGCAAGUGAUUCAUGAAUCAUCUUAUGUAUGAUAAAUUAUUUUUUUAGCAUUUUUACUUGAGUUGUGACUAAUAUUGGGGUUCGACAUUUUCACA